Messenger RNA from Microthlaspi erraticum, 816 nucleotides. The record is from the annotation of a GenBank genome assembly. NCBI's taxonomy places the organism in Eukaryota, Viridiplantae, Streptophyta, Magnoliopsida, Brassicales, Brassicaceae.
AUGAAACUCUUGGAACCAAUGAUGUAUACAAAAGUUUUGAUGAUAAUUGUGGCGAUAUGGUUUGCGCCCAUAAUUUAUGGUCAAGAAGCCGAGGCACCGAUUGGUGAUGUAGCCGAGGCACCUGGAACUGACUCACUCGACACUGCUUGGUAUGACGCACGAGCCACAUUUUACGGUGACAUCCAUGGUGGAGAAACCCAACAGGGAGCUUGUGGAUAUGGUAAUCUAUUCAAACAAGGCUAUGGUCUAGCCACGGCCGCGUUGAGCACGGCGCUCUUCAACGACGGGUACACUUGCGGGGCUUGUUACGAGAUCAUGUGCGUGAAUGCUCCACAAUGGUGUUUGCCCGGAUCCAUCAAGAUCACAGCUACAAAUUUCUGUCCACCAAAUUACACCAAAACCCAUGACAUUUGGUGCAACCCACCACAAAAACAUUUUGAUCUCUCCCAGCCAAUGUUCCUCAAGAUCGCCCAGUACAGAGCCGGGGUUGUUCCGGUUAAAUACAGACGUAUUCCUUGUGUGAAAAGAGGUGGUGUCAGGUUCGAAACCACAGGAAACCCUUAUUUCUUGAUGAUCUUGCCGUACAACGUAGGAGGAGCUGGAGAUAUCAAGGCCGUGCAGGUUAAAGGAAACAAGACCGGAUGGAUUGCAAUGAGCAAGAACUGGGGACAGCACUGGACCACCAAUGUUGUGCUGACCGGACAACAAUUGUCAUUCAGGGUUACGACCAGUGAUGGGGUUACUAAGGAUUUCAUCAACGUGGCACCCAAGACUUGGGGAUUUGGCCAGACUUUUGAUGGAAGGAUUAACUUUUAG